This is a messenger RNA of Guyanagaster necrorhizus, 1997 nucleotides long. RefSeq lists its product as uncharacterized. NCBI's taxonomy places the organism in Eukaryota, Fungi, Basidiomycota, Agaricomycetes, Agaricales, Physalacriaceae. The record is from RefSeq and is a predicted model, not a curated record. The transcript is spliced from 5 exons. The coding region runs from base 212 to 1789 and encodes 525 amino acids. Gene Ontology annotation, molecular function: sterol binding. Gene Ontology annotation, cellular component: cytosol; membrane.
UCAAUUGCUGGGGUUUCGGCAGUGCUUUCUUACAGCAAUACCGAGGCAGUACUUGCUAGAGGAUCAUAUGACGACACCGCACAAUAGAAAAUAAGGAUAGUCGCCGUACAAAGGGAAGAAGAAAGGGAAGUCGAUUUCCUAAUUCGAUCUCUCCCCUUUACCACGUUCGUCCGUCCGUUCCUUCCUUCUUGCUUCCUCCUCGUUCGUCACCAUGUCCACGAUAUCCAACAAACGUCCAGCUAUGCCGCUACUCGAUGAGGAGGACGAUCCCGCAGUCUCGGUGCCAGAUACAGGUGACGCUGGUGAGGGGGGCAAGCUCAAGAUGAUUGUCCAACUAGUCAAGAAGUGCUUUGGGGUCAAGGAUAUUGCCACUAUGCGCCUUUCAUUACCAGCAUCACUUCUAGAGCCUAUCCCUAACCUUGAAUGGUCGCAGUACCUCGACCGACCUGACUUCUUCGCCGCUAUCAACGACUCUGAAGAUCCCUUUGAGCGAAUGCUGGCCGUCUUGCGCUUCACAUUUACGAAGGAUCUUAAAUACGUCUCUGGUAGGGUAUUCAAGCCAUACAACUCCGUACUGGGGGAACACUUCCGGGCCCACUGGGAUGUCUUCCCCAUAGUUAGCUCAGGACACCCGGACCGGCCGCCCAUCGUCCUGACGGAACCCCCGACGACGGGCUCGCUCGAGACGUCCAGCAUCAAGAGCCGCCGGAGUUCCAAGAGCAGUACCAGCAAGAGCCCAUCAACAUCACUCAACGCCCACAUGUCGAGCCUCAGUCUUGGCGGGCAAGAUAAACUCCGGAUAGCGUACGUUACAGAACAAGUCUCUCACCACCCUCCCGUGUCAGCGUAUUAUGCAUCCUGUCCAGACCGUUCGCUGGAGCUUCUGGGCGUCGACCAGAUAUCGGCCAAGGUCUCCGCGGCGAUGACGGUUAAGGUUGUUCCAGGGAGCUACAACAAGGGGAUGUUCGUGAAGAUUAGGGGGGGACAUGGGGAGGGCGAGCAGUACCAGGUUACGCACCCUGUUGCGAGCGUGAAUGGGCUGUUGCGGGGGAGCUUUUAUGUCACGGUGGCGGAUACGACGAUUAUCACCUGCACGGGAGGCAAGCACGGGCCCAAGUUCCGAGCGAUAAUCGAGUAUAAGGAAGAGUCGUGGUUGGGCAAGGCGCGGUUCCGGUUAGAGGGGAUCAUACAUCUCGUCAACGAGGGCGACAAGGUAGACGGCUGGAAGAUGGCCAAGGACGUUCCACAGUCUCUUGUUGUAGCUGUGUUUGACGGCUCUUGGAGGGGGCAUAUCCGCUGGCGGCGGGUCGGCUCUGGCUCGUAUCCCACUACGACCUCUUCUGCAAGUUCCUCUCCCUCCCCAGUUCAUAUGUCCCUCCCUCGAUCGAAUGCGACGUCGAGAGCAGAUUUGGCGACGGUUUCGGAGGGGGAGUACUCAACGCUGAUUGAUAUCGGCGAGUUGGAGGUUAUCCCGAAGCAGGUGAGGCCGCUGGAAAGACAGCUGCCGCAUGAGAGUAGGCGACUGUGGCAUAACGUGACGAGAAGGUUAGAGAAUAAGGAGUAUUCGGACGCGACGAAGGAGAAGGUGGCUAUAGAGCAGAGGCAGAGAGAGGAGGCUGCCGAGAGGCGGAAGAAGGGUAUCGGGUAUGUGCCUCGGUACUUUGAUAAGGAUAUCGACUCUGGAGUACCGCUACUAACGGCAGAAGGUAGGAAAGCACUCAAUGAGGAGCUCCGGGAACCUUCGCAGUAUCAUAUAGUCGGCUCUGCUGAUGCUAAGCUCUCUUCAUAAUUAUUAUACCGACUAGAUUAAUUCUUCCCCACCAGUCACCGCCCACCCUUUUCUGACUUUGUGGACAGUAAUCAUGGGAUUCAUUUUGCAAGUUUUUUUUUACGAUGGCAUUAUACGCAUGAUAUACUCACUCCUAUUUACACGACUUUGAUAUAUGCUUGUGAUUGAUGAUCUUUUUUUUUUCCCUGACGAAGCGCUAAAUCGAUAU